CUCGAGCCAAGGCGGCAUGGAGGCGGGCUGCUGCCGCUGCUGUUGGUGCGUUUGAGCUCCUCCUGUCCAAGCUGGGUUUUAUUUUGAGGGUCGUAAAGUAACUCUACUCCAGCACAAAAUAUUUUUCUUCACUGAACUGACCUGUGGGAGAAAGAACCGAAGCUCUCUAGGAGGAGAAAACUUCCUCGUUUGACAUCCGGUGGAGCGAAAAGCAGGGGGGAUGGUGUCUGCGUACGAAGGCCAGUCUUUUGCUGCUCUGAGGAGGCGGUGCAGGCAGAAUGGGACCCUGUUUGAAGACCCUCUGUUCCCGCCAUCCGACCAGUCUCUCUUCUACCAGGGAAAUCGCAUUGGACACAUUACCUGGAAAAGACCCAAGGAGUUGAGCAGCAACCCUCACCUGUUUGUAGACGGGCUCAGCGCUCACGACUUGCACCAAGGCCAGCUGGGAAACUGCUGGUUUGUCGCUGCUUGUUCCAGUCUGGCUUCCAGAGAAGCACUCUGGCAAAAGGUGAUUCCGGACUGGAAGGAUCAGGAAUGGAACGAAGAGAAACCAGAAACGUACGCCGGGAUCUUCCACUUCCAGUUCUGGCGGUUCGGCCAGUGGGUGGACGUGGUGAUCGAUGACCGGUUGCCAACGGCGAACGGAGAGCUGGUGUACUGCCACUCCAACGACAGGAACGAGUUCUGGAGCGCGCUGGUGGAGAAAGCCUACGCCAAGUUGUGUGGAUGCUACGAGGCUCUGGACGGGGGCAACACGGCCGACGCCCUGGUGGAUUUCACCGGCGGCGUCUCUGAGCCGAUGGAUUUGACGGAGGACGGGAUCAAAGACGAAGAGGAGAAACGCACCAAUCUGUUCGACAGAGUCCUGAAGGUUCACGACAGAGGAGGCCUCAUCAGCUGCUCCAUCCGGGCGGUUUCUGCAGCAGACAUGGAGGCCAAGCUCGCCUGCGGCCUGGUGAAGGGCCACGCGUACGCGGUGACAGACGUCCGCAGAGUGAGGCUCGGCCACGGCCUGCUGGCCUUCUUCAAGUCGGAUAAACUGGGCAUGAUCCGCAUGAGGAACCCCUGGGGCCAGAGGGAGUGGAACGGGCCCUGGAGCGACAGCUCUGAAGAGUGGAAGCGGGUCAGUAAGAGCGAGAGGGAGAAGAUGGGCCUCACUGUGCAGGAUGACGGCGAGUUCUGGAUGUCGUUUGAUGACUUCCUCGCUAACUUCACCGACCUCAUCCUCUGCCGUCUCAUCAACACAUCCCAUCUGAGUUUAUAUAAGACCUGGGAGGAGGCCGUGAUGCGGGGCUCUUGGCGUCGCCAUGACGACCCACUUCGCAACCGUGCCGGAGGCUGCAGCAACAACAAGCUGUCCUUCCUUCAGAACCCGCAGUACGUGUUUGACGUGAAGAAGCCGAAAGAUGAGAUACUGAUCUGUCUGCAGCAAAAGGACCGCAAAACCGCUCUGAGAGAAGAACGAGGGGAAAACCUGCCGAUCGGCUUCGAAAUCCAGAAGGUGGAGCUGAACAGGAAGUACCGUAUGCAUGUUGCGCAGCAGAAGGCUGGAGGAAGCAUCUUCAUCAACUCCAGGUCUGUGUUUCUGCGCAUCAUGCUGAAUGAGGGCCGAUACGUCGUCAUCCCCACGACCUUUGACCCCGGCCUGGAAGGAGAGUUUCUGCUGCGCGUCUUCGCCGACGUUCCCACCAACUGCAAGGAGUUGACUCUAGAUGAGCCGCCUCAGACCUGCUGGUCCGGGUUGUGUGGUUACCCGUCUCUGGUCACUCAGGUCCACGUGCUACAAGCUAACGGUUUGGCAGCACAAGACUCAGACGGAGGCUCAGAUCCCUAUGUGAUCAUCCGCUGUGAAGGAGAGAAAGUUCGCUCUUCAGUUUAUGAAAACACCUGCAGCCCCGUCUUCAACACCAAAGGACUCUUCUACAGGAAGAAAGCCAACCGACCAAUCAGCAUCGAGGUUUACAACCACAACAUCAUUAAGGACGGUUUCCUAGGCCGCGUGUCGGUGCCGGCCGAGCAGGGAAAGGUCCAGAAGACGCUUCACCUGAAGGAGAAAGACGACGGCAACGACCUUUCUGGGACCAUCAGCCUGGUAGUGGAGACCAGCUCAGUGCUCACCAGCAUCUGAAACCAAAACUUUUUACGUUUACGUCUUUUCUUUCUUUUUUUAAUAAAAUCCCUUCAGUAUGAACUCAAUGUUUGCCAAUCAAAACACCAAAUAAAUCAUCUGGGUUUAUCACCACUUACUUAAAAAUGAACUUUUAUCGUUUCCACAUAUUAAAGUAUGAAGGAAUAUUUGGGACAUGCUAAGAAAAAAGAAAACAUAGUCAUAAAAUUACAAGAAUAAAGUCAUAAUUUUAUUAGUGGAAAGUUGUGUUAUGAGAAUGAACUCAUAAUAUUACAAUAACAUUUGUAAUAUUACAACUUUAUUCUCAUUGUAAUUCUUGUAUUAUUACUCUAUUCUCAUAUUUGUAGGACUUUAUUCUCGUAAGAUUGACUUUUUCUUGUAUUAUGAGUUUUUCAUAUUUGUUUGUCUUAUACAAAUUUAUUCUUUUUUCUUUUUUUUCUUAGCCUGUCCCUAAUACUCAGUGGUACGUUUCCACAUUCUGCCUUCUGCUUUUAUUUCUUACCUUUUAUGGUGUUUUUCUAUAUGUGGCACUUUAUAUUAUGAAGGUUUAUUUAGUUCUCAUUUAUAGAUUUAAUUAAAAAACAUAAUGCAUAACUAUUAACUUAAGUCCUUGUCUGUUUUUAUUACAAACAUUUAGAAAUUUAUUAUAACGAACUUAUUCCAGAAAGGUCAGAGGUCAGGUGUGACUUUGUUGGGUGUUUACACUUCUGCCAUUAGGGGGCGCUGUGUCUGAUAGUUGCCUACUAGCAUGAUGCUGUGUUUUUUUUUUAAACAGUGCCAACUUUUACAACCGGAGUUAAUUUAAAGAAAUGAACGUCGGAUCGGGUUAAACGCGCCUGUCUUUGUUUCCGGUGGUUUACGUGUCACUGCUGCCAUUUCUGUGUUUAAAGUGGAUUUAAAAAUGAGUUUAACUGACGGCUGAAACUUUUACCUGUGAAAACUAAACGGACCAACAACACAACGCUUAAAUCUUUGAGAAGUGACCUGAGCAUGAAUUAUUUCAUCUUCUCUGCUUCAUUUUUAUUGAUCUAUAAUAUCAUCAUGUAAAGCCUUUUGUCUAUUUGUACAUGUAAGAUAAAUUUAUUAAACUUUUCCAGUCAACGAUGA
Molecule: messenger RNA, 3235 nt
Organism: Poecilia reticulata (guppy)
Lineage: Eukaryota; Metazoa; Chordata; Actinopteri; Cyprinodontiformes; Poeciliidae
Gene: capn5a
Product: calpain 5a
Biological process (GO): proteolysis
Cellular component (GO): cytoplasm
Molecular function (GO): calcium-dependent cysteine-type endopeptidase activity
Source: RefSeq, a predicted model, not a curated record